Messenger RNA from Recurvomyces mirabilis, 528 nucleotides. RefSeq lists its product as uncharacterized. The record is from RefSeq and is a predicted model, not a curated record. The transcript has a single exon. Lineage: Eukaryota; Fungi; Ascomycota; Dothideomycetes; Mycosphaerellales; Teratosphaeriaceae. Bases 1 to 528 code for a protein of 175 amino acids.
AUGGCUUCAAACACAAGCUGGAUACCCUACCUUCACCUCCUCAUUCCAGCCUUGAAAGGCACAGCAAUAGCCGGCUCUCUCUGGUCCGCCGGCGCCAUGACAACAGCACACACUCUGCUACCUUCAAUUUACCCACUCGUCUCAUCGUCGCCAAAGCAAGCAACACAACAAUGGAACUGUUACUACCGAGCUCUCUCAAACAUCGUGCCACGAACAGAUCUGACCACGAUUCUCAUCUGUGGAGGUCUUGCGUAUCUGGAGUACGGACUUCGGCCACAGGGCUUAGGGUGGAAGCUGUGGGCGACAGCGACAGGUCUGAUGCCGCUAGGGUGGGUAUUCGUGUGGGUGUUUAUCUUGGCACCCUCGAAUAAGCUGGUUGAGAUGGCAACAGCGAGCGAUUCUGUGGCCAAGGAGAAACAGACGGAAGUGUCUAGUCUGUUGGAAGAAUUUAAUUCGUUGAUGGGAGUGCGGAUGCUGUUCCCGUGGGUUGUGGGCGGUCUUGCUAUUUGGGCUUCUAUAGGUUUGUAG